This is a messenger RNA of Lutzomyia longipalpis, 799 nucleotides long. Its product is annotated as 2-aminoethanethiol dioxygenase. Lineage: Eukaryota; Metazoa; Arthropoda; Insecta; Diptera; Psychodidae. The record is from RefSeq and is a predicted model, not a curated record. Gene Ontology annotation, molecular function: oxidoreductase activity, acting on single donors with incorporation of molecular oxygen, incorporation of two atoms of oxygen. The transcript has a single exon. Gene Ontology annotation, cellular component: mitochondrion. The coding region runs from base 46 to 726 and encodes 226 amino acids.
CUUCAGGGUGGUGUGAAAUUUUCCAAAUUGAAUUUUCUCCAAGAAAUGUCGGUGCAUUUUGCAAAAAUAGCCCAGCAAGCUCGCCAGACAUUUGAUCCACACAAUAUUCUGCAGUUUGCAACGAAUUUCCUUUCACUGCAGAAAUUGGUGGAUGAGAUGAAGUUUGAGGAUAUUCAGGUUAAUCCCGAAGUGCUAUCGAGGAGAUCUUUUGACGUCCCGGACAAGGCUCCAUGUACCUACAUUCACAUCUACGAGUGCCCCAUCUUCUCCAUGAAUGUCUUCAUCUUGGCGGAGAACUACACGAUGCCCCUGCAUGAUCACCCAGCAAUGCAUGGGCUCCUCAAGUGUAUUGGUGGAAGGAUAAAAGUGCAGAGUUUCACCUCAAUUGCCAGUGAGACGGCUCCCAGUUCCAAGGAUAUGUUUCCUGUUCACGUUAAUGCUCCCAUGGAUUUCAAUGCUUCAUCCCCGGCAGCUGUUUUAACGCCCAACGAAGGGAAUUUCCAUGAAAUUACUGCAAUCGCUGGAGGUGGUCCAGGUGCUUUCUUUGACAUCCUCGGGCCACCGUACGACUCACCCCUUCCGCCUUUUGGGAAGCGGAAAUGCUCAUACUUCCGGAAAAUUAAUGACUUAUCCGGGAAUUGGUUUCUGCAGAAAACUCCCACGCCUAGCCACUAUUUCUGCGAUGUUAUCCGCAUUACGCCUGACUUCUUGAAAGACGAUGAUUGAAAAUAUUUUAAUAUAUAUUUUAUCUUAUUAGAAAUUUUAGAAAUUCUGCAAAUAAAAUUAAAAUUUACCUCAA